CCCAAUUUCACGACGUUCGUACAGACUAAGUCAGUAGACUUCAGGCACCGUUAUGGCUUGCUCCUCGGUUUGCUGCUUGCAUUGUCGGAAAGAAUUUCGACUGAAGAAUUUUGGAUUUGCAGACGUCCAUCCUGCUCGUUUUGUCAUGUUUCAGUGGCGGCUUCCCCCAAUCCUCUAUGUGGUGUACCGCAUGGUCAUGGCUGUGUAUGCAGACUUCUGGCUAAUCUACACGUCAACAUCCUUCAUUGGCUUUGGUACUGAAGACAUGACCGACAUUGAUCCAGGAAAUGCUUCCACACAGAAUGGAACGAAGAAUGGUACAGACUUCGUACUUUACCCAUGGUAUGCUUACUUGACUAACUGGACAUACCUCUUGUUGAGCUUGUAUCUGACAUGGCAUUUUUUCGUCACUGUGGCUUACCUUCUUCAGAACCCCAUGCCUCUAAACAGUCGUCCAGAUCCGAGUUUACACAGAAGAAUUUUCUCCGAGCUGAAUCCCUCUGGAAGCUUUUACAAUACGUCUGACUAUAACUCGGUUAUCGCGACCUCCAUGGAUCCUGUGAUAGGAAGUGAUUCGAUGGUUCUUCCGUGGUACUUCAAGCUCACCUGGGUGCUAUAUAACAUGGCAAAUGUUGGGUCUCUGCUUGUCACUGUGGUUUUCUUUGUCUUCCUUUGGCCCAUGUUCAACACAUCCAAUAUUGGCUUGUUUAAUCUGCAACUUCAUGGAAUAAACACGGUGCUCACAGGAAUUGAACUCUUUCUCACCGCUAUACCAUAUCGCCUGUACCACUACAUAUAUACUUUAAUGUAUGGGUUGGCGUACCUUAUUUUUUCAGCUAUAUUCUAUGCAGCUGGAAAUACAGAUCCAAUAUAUCGUGGUGUAUUGGACUGGUCUAAACCAGGUCAAACAGCUGUUUUUAUUUUACUUCUGGGCUUUGUUUUUAUGCCCAUUUUGCAGGCUUUUUUGUUCUUCAUAUACAAGUUGAGACUUUUGAUAUACAAAGAAAUUUCUAAAGAUGUCAUUGUGAAUGAAAAUGAAGAUGCAUUUUCUUCAGACAUCAACAAUAUAUGA
Molecule: messenger RNA, 1072 nt
Organism: Saccostrea cuccullata (small rock oyster)
Lineage: Eukaryota; Metazoa; Mollusca; Bivalvia; Ostreida; Ostreidae
Product: protein rolling stone-like
Exons: 2
Coding region: 53-1072 (339 amino acids)
Cellular component (GO): membrane
Source: RefSeq, a predicted model, not a curated record